Urocitellus parryii (Arctic ground squirrel) is the source of this 1318-nucleotide messenger RNA. It is a transcript of the gene Rilpl2, whose product is annotated as Rab interacting lysosomal protein like 2. The record is from RefSeq and is a predicted model, not a curated record. Gene Ontology annotation, molecular function: small GTPase binding; protein dimerization activity; dynein light intermediate chain binding. Lineage: Eukaryota; Metazoa; Chordata; Mammalia; Rodentia; Sciuridae. Gene Ontology annotation, biological process: cilium assembly. Gene Ontology annotation, cellular component: cytoplasm; ciliary basal body.
AGGCGAGCCGAGGUCGCCGCCGCUUCGGCCUCCCGGUUCCUCUCGGCCGCCGCCUUCCCUUCUCGCUGUCCUCUUCGGCCCCAGGCCACCUCCUGCAGCCGCGCUCCAGCACCGGGCACCCGCGUCCGCGCGGGACAGUCCCCGCGCUCUCCCYGGGUCCACCCCUCGGCCGUGCUGAUUGGGCAGGCGGGGUCUCCGCCCGGCGGAAAGUUUUCGGUGCCUGGAGGAAGUUGAACCUUGGAAACUCCGAGCAAGCGACUCCGGUGGUGGCCUCSGGGGACUCGUGGUCAUGGAGGAGCCCCCGGUGCGAGAGGAGGAGGAAGGGGACGGAGAGAUGGAUGAAGCCGGGCCCGAGGGCGCCCUGGGCAAGAGCCCUUUCCAGCUGACCACGGAGGACGUGUACGACAUCUCCUACGUGGUGGGCCGCGAGCUGAUGGCCUUGGGCAGCGACCCUCGGGUGACCCAGCUGCAGUUCAAGAUUGUCCGCGUGCUAGAGAUGCUGGAGGCGCUGGUGGAUCAGGGCAGCCUGGCCGCGGAGGAGCUGAGGAUGGAGAGGGACAACCUCAGGCAGGAGGUGGAGGGGCUGCGGAGACGGGGCCCGCCGGCCCAAGGGGAGGUGAACCUGGGACCGGACAAAAUGGUGGUUGACUUGACGGAUCCCAACCGGCCACGCUUCACCCUGCAGGAGCUGCGGGACGUGCUGCAGGAGCGCAACAAGCUCAAGUCCCAGCUGAUAGUGGUGCAGGAAGAGCUGCAGGGCUACAAGAGUGGCCUGAUUGCACCAAGAGAAGGCCCAGGGGGAAGAAGAAGAAACGAUACUGUGGUUACCAGAGCCUGCAAUGCCAACAGUGACAAGGAGGAGAAGACAAUCAUGAAGAAGCUGUUCUCCUUCCGGUCUGGGAAGCCGACCUAGAUCCAAGCCGUGACCUCUGACCUCAGACUUGACCUCAGCAAGAUGCCCUCCAGACCGUCUCCCUCCGCGUCCAAACUGUUUUUGCUCUUUUGCUUCCGAGGAAGGAGCGGAGGUUGUCGCAGGCUCAYCUUCUCACGGCCACAGAACUGGACACCCUGGAACUUCUGGCCAGGGUCGGCGACGGGGCCCCAAGAAAUCCAGAAAGCAGAAGGAGUGUGAGAUAGAGCCACCUUCUGCCUCUAGGGCCGGGAGAGGCCUCCAGUGUGCGGACACCUCCGGUCCCACCAAUGCCCCAGGCCUUUGAAGGUGGCAAGGUGGGGGAGAGAGGAGCAGCACGUGGUACUGACUUCCCAGUGCCCUCUUCACUGGCACUUGGCGAAUAUUCGAUUUAGCUCCUGUGACUUC